Phycodurus eques (leafy seadragon) is the source of this 3748-nucleotide messenger RNA. It is a transcript of the gene rhoua, whose product is annotated as ras homolog family member Ua. Bases 296 to 1081 code for a protein of 261 amino acids. Gene Ontology annotation, biological process: small GTPase-mediated signal transduction. The transcript is spliced from 4 exons. Lineage: Eukaryota; Metazoa; Chordata; Actinopteri; Syngnathiformes; Syngnathidae. The record is from RefSeq and is a predicted model, not a curated record. Gene Ontology annotation, molecular function: GTP binding; GTPase activity.
CGGAGUGAUGUCAUGUGAAGGGGAGUUCAGUUUGGGGCUGUGGACCGGACCAACACUUCCAUUGAAUCUCUUCACUUUCAAAUGGACGCUUGACUUUUCAAGAAGCCACAAUGUUGCUGAAAAUGGACGCGUUGCCAUUUCACGACCAGGAGUAGUUUUGAAGUUGUCGUCGCCCAGUCAUGGAAAGUUAAACAAGAGUAUAUCGUCAACGCGUCCCCGCCCGGAAGAUAGCAGAAAAAUGGGCCAAGCGAAAAGUGGCCGUCGCCCCGGCACUCAGUCUUCUUAGGGCGGCUGCAUGUCUCCCUCCUCCCCGUGCCAGAUGCCUGCGAAGACAGCGCCCGUGUCUCCUGCUCCGCCCGUCCCGCCGAGGAGGCUCAGGGGUCGGGAUGGGGGCUCGGCCAAGACGCGGCGUGCGGGAGGAGCGGAGAGGCGGGUGAAGUGUGUCCUGGUCGGGGACGGAGCUGUGGGCAAAACCAGCCUGGUGGUCAGCUACACGACCAACGGCUACCCCACCGAAUAUGUCCCCACUGCUUUUGACAACUUCUCGGCGGUGGUAUCAGUGGACGGGCAGCCAGUCAAACUCCAACUCUGUGACACAGCUGGGCAGGAUGAGUUUGACAGGCUGCGUCCGCUCUGUUACACCAGCGCAGACGUCUUCCUGCUGUGCUUCAGCGUCGUCAGCCCCGUCUCCUUCCAGAACGUCCCUGAAAAGUGGAUCGGCGAAAUACGGAGGCACGCCCCCUUCGCGCCGCUCGUUCUUGUUGGGACUCAGUGUGACCUCCGAGAAGAUGUCAAGAUUUUGAUAGACCUGGCAAAGUACCGAGAGAGACCAGUGGACCCAACGGAUGCUACGGAUUGUGCUGCUGAGAUUGGUGCCGUGGCCUACGUGGAGUGCUCGUCGCUGACCCAGAAGAACCUGAAAGAAGUUUUUGACACGGCCAUAUUGGCCAGCCUGCAGAACCACAGCUCCCAGAAGCACUCGAGAGGGAAGCAGAAACGUCGGACAAAGCAAAUGCAGACGCCUGACAAGAUGAAGAGUUUGUCCAAGUCAUGGUGGAAAAGGUACUGCUGUGUGGCAUGAAGCACUCCAGAUUGCUAUCCCGGAACACUUUGACUCCAACCAGGACUCUCUGGUAACCUUUAACGGAGUCUGAGUCAAACCUUUUCAGGAUGGAAAUGGAUGGAAACCAAAUUUACAUUUGUCUUAUCACAUGAAAUGGGACGUGCACUGAAAAAACAAGAGGACAUUUGUUUGAUAGAAUUGACUCAACCCUCGUGCAGCAAGAACCUUUGUUGGGAUGUACUGGUCUUGACUUCCUGACGCAGCAGACAGAUGGUGGAUGAGGUUGAUUUGAACUAGAAGAGAAAUAUUGAAAAUUCUCUUCCUGCAUUUGAAUGUGAAGAGUUUCUUUCGGACCCCCUUUCAACACUUGAGCCGCACAGUAUGUUUACAUGGUGUCAGAGCUCAAUCCAGUUAUUUGGUUGGUCCGGCUGAAACUGAACAUUUCUGACAGUGAUCGUACCAAAUAGAAUUUUUUUCAGUUGUCGCAUGCAAACAGCAAAUGGGAUUGGACCAAACUAAGACACACAGUUCUUACACCUGUUCUUUGUCUCUGAAGUGGACUACAAGAAGCCGGUAGACCAGGUCAGUUGGAAAAAGCCCAAUAUUAAAUGCUAAAAGUGGUCGUAGCGCCACAUAUGGUAGUUGAAUGGAGCGUUGAAGAAGAUCAAGAAAAUGCUCAUCCAAGAGAUCGUAAUCAGUUUUAUCCUGUAACGGGAAGUUAAUUGUGUAGCUGCAUCUGUACCGAGGAUCUCUAAUGUGCGUCUCGUGAAGAUAGCCGUAAAUCCUCUGCUUGUUGGCAUUGCGCUUGACCAUGACGCUCAACCAUUUCCCUAUUUAGAUGUUUUGCUUCUCAUGAGAUCAGUUAUUUUCAGCUGCCAGGUGCAGACUGUUGAGGCUUUCUUUAUCUGUUGGAUUGUGGCGCACUGUAUGAACAAAUGUAUGCGGACAUUCCACAGACAGGAAGUGAACACAGGAGUUAGUCUCUUAGCAACUAUACAGCUUGCACUCUUCUGGAAGACUUUUACAAGAUGUUGGACUGUGUCUCUGGGAUUUUUUUUUUUUUUGUCCGUGCAUCCAGCUGUGAUAUCAUCAAUGUUGGAGCAGAGAGAGGGCCUGAUGGCUCACAAUCUCUGCUCUAGUUCAUCCCAGUUGUGUUUGGUUGUGCAAUUGAGAACGUGUUUGUAGAGCGUGCCAUCAUCCAUGUCCACAACAGAAGUGACAACUACUUUGUAGCUUCUUAUGCAACGCAUCCAGCUCCGUGUUAUGUGGAGUUGUAAUCAAAGACACACUGAAACGUAAAGUGUGCAUCAUCCACACCUUCUUCUGUGCAUUGUUGUUACCAAAGUCAGAUCAAAAGCCAAUAAUUGUAUCUUUUCUCCAAGGUCCAUUUGUAAGAACAAGUCUUUGUGUUUAGUGUGUCAGCAUCAGAAGGGAUAAGGGUGUGAGCAAGUUUGUAGUACGGAAAGAUUUUGAAGGGCUUAUUAUUGACAACACAUGUUAGAAGGCAAGCAUAGUGACCUCUGAAUAUUGUUAAUGUGUCCUUUCUGCACAAAUUAAGAUAAUAUAUUAAGAUAGAAUAAAACGGUUUGCAUUUAAUCCAGUGUUCAUACAAACCAAUCAAUCAUACAAAGGUUUUUAUAUAUAUAUAUAUAUGUGUGUAUAUAUCCUGACAUACAUUUUUAUCAGUGGCACCAACAGAAAAAAAGUGCCCAUUAAGAUCUUUUCUUAACACAAGCCCCCAGUUUAGUCACAAGAUGUAAAUCAAUAUUGACAAAACCAAGUUUCAAUUUGAGUAUCAAACUGUGAUUAUAUCAUUGGGAUUGUUUGGUCAUUCAGAUGUUCCAGCUGCGAAUGAAUGGAUCCUCUGUGUCCAUCUUGAUAGCACUAUAUUGUUUGUUGGCGGGGAAAGGGCGCACAAAGAGGCCUGUCUUGCAGUUUGUGUGCACAUUCGCAGGGUGACGGCGCAUGGAAGUAGGCCAAAGGUCACAGAGACCCUCAUGUUGGUUGACGGCUUUCCCUGUCAGCCUUUUGCAGUUUUAUUCUGUUUGUGUUGAUGAUUUAAUGACAAGAGAGAAAGACCUGUAAUUUUAUGGUCUUUUAAAGUGAUGAUUUUUUGGCAUUUAAACAACUAAGCAAACAGUUCACAUGGUCCUCACAACCCUCUUAAAAGGCUUUGAUUGACCUUUGUGGAUACAGUUAUGACAUUUCAGUGAUUAUUGUCAAUUUGUCACUAGACAUACCAUUACAGUAACAGACAAGUGUCCUUUGAAGGGAUGUGUACUUUUCAGCUGUUUGCUCCACUUAAAGCAUUUAAAAAUGUGGUUUGCUUCGUAAUUUCUUUUUUUAACAAUAUGAAUUAUGUCUCAUCGACUUGAACACAAUGUUUUCCCUGUUAUUAUUAUUAUUAUUAUUAUUUUUGCAAUGAGAUCCAUAAAGCUCAUUAAUACAGAAGCAGGCCACCUCGAUCGGUGCUUUAUUCAGGCUGAGGUCCCCCAAAGCCCUCCUGAGCUCAUUUAACUCCAUGUACAGAAUGUGUGUUUUCUUUGUUUAUCAUAUUAGCAGUCGGUAACAAAUAUAAAUUGUUGCUGCAAUUGUUUGAUACCAUUUUGUCUGGACUCCAAUCAAAGAGGACAUUUGUACAAAAGUUUUAUAUUUUGAGAAAUAAACGACAUUUGCUCUCAUGCA